Prorocentrum cordatum is the source of this 8181-nucleotide messenger RNA. The record is from the annotation of a GenBank genome assembly. Lineage: Eukaryota; Dinophyceae; Prorocentrales; Prorocentraceae.
CCUUCCCCGCAUCCGUCCGGGCACCUCGCCCUUCUGCGCCGGGCGCAAGCGCGCCACGGGCCCGCGGGCCUGGCCAUGCCGGCGCCCGCGCCGGCCGCGCCACUAAGCCCUGCGCUGUGCAGGCUGGCGCGCGGCCUGCAGGGGGCGCUGAACGGCGGCGGGGAGCGCGAGGGCCUCUGCCUGCGGUCCGACGGCUUCGGCCGGCUCGACGAGCUGCUCUCGCUGGGCUGCAUGCAGGACAUCGGCCGUGGAGGCGGCCGCGCCGGGCUCCGCCGCCGCCCUGAACACCGGCGGCUGGGGCGGGCCCGUCUCGGCGCCGCUGCGGGCGGCCGUGCGCCAGGUGGUGUGCGCCCUGCCCACGGCCUUCUGCUUCUGGGACGCGGACGCCGACGAGCUGUGGCUCUGGGCCUCCGCGGACGCCGAGAUCCCCGGGGGGGACGGGCAGGCCGCGGCCCUGGCGGCGGGGCUGCGACCGCUGGCGCGGGCGCUGCACGAGCUGCUGCGGGGCGGGGCGGCCGAGGAGGGCCUGCCGCAGCGCUCCGACGGCUUCUCCAGGCUCGACGAGGCGCUGCGCUUGCGCGGCAUGGCCAGCGCCGUGGAGCAGGCGGCGCCUGGCAGCGCCGAGGCGCUGCGCACCGGCGGCUCGGGCGCGGCGUUGCCAGAGCGGCUGCUGGCCGCGGCCCGCGAGGUGGUCUUCGGCGCCCCGGCGUCCUUCGAGAUCUGGGACCCGGACGCCGAGCCCCUGUGGGUCCGCGCGCUCGCCGCGCCCCCGGGGGAGCCCGAGGCGCAGCAGGCGCCGCUGGCGGCCCAGCCGUCCUGGGCGUGCCGAGGCGCCGGCGCGGCAGAGGGCUCGCGGGCGCCGGCCACCGCGGCGGCGGCUCCCGCGCACCGCUUCUGGACGCCGACGCGCGGGGAGCCCGCCCGCCAGGCGUCGCGGGGGCUGCCGGGCCGGGCCUCGUGGCACGCGCAGACGCCGCCCCGGACGGCCCGGCCCCAGUCCGCGGCGCCAGGGCGCCGCGCGGCGGCCGCUUGCGACGCCCGUGUGGGGCGCUGCCGCGGACGCUUCAGGUCCUUCAACCCGGUGGAGGGCUACGGCUUCCUGCGCUGCGACUCGCUGCCGGACAAGGACGUGUACUUCCACGCCUCCGGCUCGGCCGUGCUCGGAGAGGUCCCCGGGCACUGCGUCACACCCCCGGACUCGGACCCCUGCGGGCCGGAGGCGGAGUUCGAGCUGCAGUGGAGGAACGGCAGGCCGCGCGCAGUGAACCUUUCGCUGGUCGGCGCGGGCCCGCCCGCGGAUGCCCCAGGGGAGCCCCCAGCUGGACCCGCGGCCGCGCCAGCAGAGGUGCCAGCCCGCCAGCAGGCCGCACUGGUGGAGGGUCCAGCCCGCCCACCGGCCGCGCCAGCAGAGGCCAGACCGCCAGCUGCACUGCCAGGGGUCCCAGCACUGCCACCAGCCACUGCACCAGCGGCCGACGCGGCAGGCGGCAACGCUGGGAGGGGGGAGCGGCCCGAGCAGUGGCCCCUGCAGGAGGCGUCGGCGCCUCCAGGCCGCUGGCACCCCGGGCAGGAGCUCUCGCCCGAGCUGGACCGCCUGGGGCGGGCCAUGCUCGCGGUGCUGCGCCACUACGCCGCCCGCGACGGCGUGGAGAUCCGGGCAGACGGCUUCGCGAAGCUGAGCGAGACCCUGUCCGUCCAGAGCCUCCGCCAGCCGAUCCAGGCCGCCGCGCCCGGCUCUCCCGCGCCCCAGCCCGGCCGGCCCGUGCGGCCGGAGCUGCUCCGGGCGGUACGCGAGAUCGCCGCGAAGUCCCGGAAGGACGGCCUCCCGCGCUUCGAGCUGUGGGAGGGCGGCCAAGCUGGCGCCGAGGAUGGAUCUGGGUCCGGGCCACCGGAAAGCACACCUUCGCCGCGCGCGGGCAGCCGGGGCCGCGAGGUCGUCCGGCGCCCCGAGCCAGCGGCGCUCCCGGUGAGUCCCCCGACCCUUGGGCGGGCAGGGACCCGUGGGCGGCCUCCGCUGCCACGGGGGCGCGGGACCCGAAGGCCCCGCUGCCCUGGCACGCCGUGUCAAAGACCGCGGCUCCGGCGCCCGGCAGCGGGCGCAGCACCGCCGCGGGCACCGCAAGCGCCAGCGCCAGCGCGAGCGCGGGCACCACCAGCGCCAGCAGCGCCGACGCCCCGGCCGCCCCGGGCGGCUGGUGGCGGCUGCUCGGGGACGACCGCCGCCGCGGGCCCGCGCCGCAGCCCGGCGAGGAGGGGGCGGCCGCUGGGGCCGCGGCCGCGCCAGAGGACAACUGGGCCCAGGCCUCCGGCCGCAUGGCGGACGGCGAGGGCGCCGCGGCGGCGGCCGUUGGCAAGGGCCGCACCGUGCGGGCAGGUGACUGCAUCCAGGUCACGUGCUACGACGACGCCGACGCCGAGCAGGGCGAGGCCGUGUUUCGGAUCGUCAGCCUGUACGAGGCGAGCGAGCACGGCCAGUUCGCGCGCGCUGAGUUCCUGUUCUGCACUGAUCAGUACUUGCAGUGGUACGAGGAGAAUGCGGGAUCCCCUGGAGCCAGGAAGUCAAAGCGUGUUCUCCAUUUUUGUCCAGAGGAUGAGUCGGCCAUCCUAUGCGCGGCGGAGGCGGGCCCUGGCGUGGAGGUGACGCACGUCGACGAGUUCGUGGUCCUAGAGUCGGUCGAGGAGGCGUACCUCCAGUUCCGGCGACGCAAUCCUGCUGCGCGCUGGCCUGCCGAGCUGGGGCCCGAGCCGCUGGAGGAGGAGCUGGGGGAUCCCGGGGACGAGGAGCUGGUGCCCGCCGAGCUGGACGAGUUCGGGCUCGCCGCCAAGGUCGUCGACUCCGUGGGUGAGCUCGAGGCCGCUCGCGAGGCGGAGGGGCCUGGCGCCGCCGCGGGCCCUCCUGGGCGUGCCGCCGUCAAGGCGCGCGGUCGGCCGCCCGCUCGGGCUCGGCCACCUGCCGCGGCCGCGUCUGAGCCCGCGGGGCUGCCUGGCGGGAGCGUUCGCCCCCGCGGCACCGCCGGCGGGGAGACCCCGCUCGAGGCCGCCGCCGCCGCCGCUGCGAAGGAGCCUGCAGGGCGCCGCCCUGACGAGGAGAUGCAGGCGCUCCUCCGCAAGAGGCUGGGCGACUUGAAGGGUCGUCUGGGCGCCGAGGGCGACGCUGCCGCCGAGCCUCGAGGUGCCGCUGCUGAGGGGGCCCCGCUCAAGAGGAAGUCCCUGGAUGAGAUCCUGGCUGAGAGGGCGGCGAAGGCUCCCAGGCGGGGGCCCGCGGACGGGGGCGCAGCUGGCAGCGGAGGCCUGGCGGGCGCUGGGCCCGAGCGUGAGGGCGGCGGGUCUGCCGCUCACCUCCUUCGCUCGCUGCUGGGCGCGCUCACCCCUGCCGAGGGCAUCGAGGGCUUCGGCAUCACCGACGGCUUGGAGUUCACGCCUGGGAAGUCGUUGGCUGCCUCACGAGCGUUCUUCAGGAAGACUGCUCGCGACACUCCAGGGAAGCUGUUGACGGCCCACUUGUCGCACCUCAAGCAGUUUCUCAGCACAAAGGGCAUGCACGAUGCCGAGGAGGAGCUCCCUCCGAUAGUUAACAAGUUCCUGCUGAACAUCUUCUUGGCCUCGCACCCUGUUUCAUCAAUCGGCGAGGACAUGUUCAGGCAGAUGCGCACUCUGUCCGAGUCCCUGGACCUCUUGAUCCAAGGGAAGCUCCCGGAGGCCAUGGACAUGCUCAUGCAGAGGUUCAAAGCCUGCCAGCUCGCCUGCAAGGAUAAGCAUUGGAGGAGCGCGCGCUGGCUGGAGCUCAUCCCUCCCGAUGCCGACAUGGCUGCCAUCAAUAUCGAGGAGGAGGAGCUUCUGAGGAAGAUCGAGUACGGCGAAUUGAAGCUCGCCGAGCUCGCGGGGAAGCUCAAGCCCUCCAGGACUUUCAAGGAAUUGAAGCUGCAGAACCCCAAGAAGGACGGCGAGACGCAGGGCAAGUACCGGCAGCGCCUGGCGCUGCUCAUGCGGGGCGACGGCCCCAAGAGGCAGGCGCCGCCAGUGCAGGGCGGUGCUCGCAAGGUCAUCCUGGAGGGCGAGGGCUCGCAGGACCAGGUUAUGCUCACGAACUACCAGUAUGCGGGCACGUGCGGGGAGGAGGCGUGGGGCCACCACUCGCACUACUCCGCCGCUCAGGUCAACGCCGUCGAGGUCAUGAGGGAGGCUGUCUCGUAUUUCCUCGGGGGCGACCUUGGCAGGGUUCAGCUGCCCCUCCUUAGUGAGAUCUCGACGCGGGCGUCCAGCGCUUACGACAUCGACAGUGGCACGCGUGCGCUGCCCCUUAGGCUGGGAGAACUACGACCUGGCCGACCAGCAGCUGAUGUCGCUGGCCGGCUGGACCCUCGUGCUCAUGUCAGCCCUGAGGUGCUCACCUGGUUGGACGACCCGUCGGUGGCCCUCCUGCCACGUGCCCAGUGGCCUUCUGAGGUUCCGAAGGCGAGGCUGCUGGUCGACUCGCCUGCGGAGUGGGCGAGGAUCGUUGGCCACUUGUACUCGCUCGGGAUCGUGGAGGCCAUAGAGGACGAGCAGAUCUUUCGGGCGGACGGCGUCCCCGUGCUCAACGGCGCCUUCGCAGUUGAGAAAAGGGGCGUGCCCGAGGCUGGUGAGCAGAGGCAGCGCCGCUUCAUCAUGAACAUGGUGCCAGCGAAUAGCUACCUGAAGAUCAUGACCCAGGACCUGUCGACGCUGACGGCCUCGACCUCUUGGGUUACGGUGGUGUUGGAGGGCCAGCGCGUCUUGCUCUGGUCGGGUGACGACCAGCAGGGCGCCUUCUUUGUCUGGAAGAUCCCGCGGGCCUGGCGCAGCUUCACGACGUUGAAGGGCCGCGUCCCCGGCCGCCUCGUGGGCCGCCCAGAUCUGAAGACGGUGCAUGUGUGCUCAGCCGUUAUACCGAUGGGCUGGCUGCUGGCCGUCACGUUAUUCCAACACCUUCAUAGACGCCUGGGCCUGCGCCCUCCCCCCGCUGGAGCGGGCCUGCCUGAGAUUGAUGAGUGGAGGAGGGACAAGCCGCUCCCCAUUGCUCAGGUGGGCGGUUGCAGGUCUUGGUACCAGUUCUUCAUCGACGACUUCGAUGCCCCCAGGAUCGUGAACGACACCGAGGGGGAGGUCGGCGUCGGCUCUGCUUACCAGAAGCGUCAGAGGGCUUCCUACCAGCGCAACGGCGUGGCCUGGGCCGAACGCAAGGCCCACCUCGGGGAGACGAAGGUCGAGAGGAUGGGCGUGCUCGUGGAUGGUCUGCGCGGGCCCGUCUCGGUACCUCUCAUGAAGCUCUUCGAGACCAUGCUCUUGGGGGCCCUGCUGGUGACCAAGGACUGGGUCUACUGGAAGACCAUGCUCGUGCUCCUGGGCAAGCUCGUCAGGGCUUUGGAGUUCAGGUGCGUCCUCUUUUGCAUCCUCAACGAGGUCUGGAAGUUCGCGGAUGGCACUCACUCUGGCUGGGUCAACUCGGAGAUGACCGAGGAGAUCCUCAGCGGCGUGGGCCUCCUCCCGCUUGCCUUCACGGACCUUCGCGCGGAGGUCGAUGCGAGGGUUACCUGCUCUGACGCCUCGGAGGAUGGUGGAGGCGCCUGCACGUCACUGAGGCUGUGCCCCGAGGCCCUCUCGAAGCUGACGGCUGCUGCCGCUGCAGGCCAGGAGGGCAGGCAACACCUCAUGGCGGGCCGCCUGCUGCUGGGCGAGGCGUCGCUUUGGCGAGCGUGGGAGUCGAGGAACCCUGGUUUGCCGCCCCCUGCUGGUGAUAAGAUACCUGCUGUCCUGGUCAUAGGGCUGUUCGACGGCAUCGGGGGCAUGAUCGUCUCGCUCUCAAGGCUCCGCACGAAAAUCAUUGGCUACGUCUCGUCGGAGGUUGACCCCAGCGCGCGCAGGGUCGUCAGGAAGAGGUGGCCCGGCCUCAUCGACUGGGGGAACAUCCAAGACGUUGGGACUCAGCACAUUGACAAGCUGGUCCAGCUCUUCGGCGGGAUCGUCGACGUGGUCUACUGUGGCGCCGGCAGUCCAUGCCAAGACCUGUCGAGGCUGAUGUUCGGCAGGAGGGGGCUCGAGGGCCAGAAGAGCGCUCUCUUUCGCGAGAUACCGCGAAUCCUGGGGCUGCUGAACGCCGCGUUCCCUGGGAAGGUCCGCUCCCUCGUCGAGAACGUCGCCUCCAUGCCAUUCGAGGACAUCGAGCGCAUCUCUAGCGAGCUCCAGGUCACGCCCUACCGGUUCUGCAGCAGCUGCCUGGUCCCCAACAGAAGGCCGCGGUUGCACUGGCUCUCGUGGCGUUUGCUGCCGUGCAAGGGCUAUAGCUACAAGGACAGGGGGCACUUCGUCGAGGUCAUCUCCGACGGCGCGGCGCGCGUGGAGCUGCCCUGGACCUCCCCUGGCUGGAUUUGGAAUGGUGGCCCGCUGCCUGUGCCGACGUUAGUCUGUGCUAGGCCCUCUUUGUUACAGCCUACUCGACCUGCUGGAAUUGCUCGGGCCAGCCCCGAGGCGAAGGCUCGUUGGAAAAAGGACGAUCAUCGUUACCACGUCGGCCUUUACGAGAACGCCUGCCUACUCCAGCAUGAGGCCACCAUGGAGCUCCGCCCCCCGUCGGCAGAAGAGAGAGAGGUCCUCUUGGGGUUCGAUCGAGGAUACACCGAGUGUGCCGUAAAAGACGGGUCUGGCUCGAGCCUCGAGACCACGCGCUGCUUCCUGCUUGGGAAUAGCUUCUCAGUCUAUGCGGUCUCAUGGCUGCUGCAGCACUCCCUGGUCGCCGACGAGUUCCAGCCACAGCUGUGGGAGCCCCAUGCCCUGUGCCACACGGGCAAGUGCAGGGCCCCGUGGAACGACAGCGCGGUGUACCACCAGGGCGACGACUACCAGUACGAGCCCGAGGCGGAGCAGCUCGUGCGGCACUACCUGUCUAUCGCGGAGAGAGGGGGCACGGACGUGCGCUUGGACGUGCACCUCCCGUUCCGGCACCGCGCGUGGCCGCGCGUGUCGCUCGAGCCCAGCGUCUGGACGUGGAAGGUGAUCUCAAGUUACCGGUGGCGUGCUGGGAUCGGGAAGCACAUCAACGCCCUCGAGAUCCAGGCGGCCGUGAACACCAUCAAGUGGAGGCUGCGGUCGGGCACGGGCCGCCCCAGGCGCAUGCUACACCUGAUCGACAGCCAGGUCGCCGCUUCGGUGCUGACGAAGGGCCGCAGCAGCAGCAGGGUCCUGCGGAUGCACGUCAAGCGCUGGGGGGCCUUGUGCUGGGCGACAGGCUGCUACGUCAUGCUUGGCUACAUCGCGCUCCAGCGGUUGCGAGGCUCCCAGAGGCUCUCUGAUCUCAGGGUCAGCGCGGUCACGCUCAAGAGGUACCGUAUCGCCGUCGCGGAGUUCCUCGCCUUCGCCAUCGAGGGUGGCUUCCCGCUGAACAGCUCGGCCGAGGCGGACAGCGCGCUGGGCGCCUACGUCGAGGACCAGUGGGCGAACGAGGGCACGCUCAGCCAUGGGCGCUAUGCGCUCGCCGGUUGCCUCUUCUUCGCCCCCGAGCUCCGCACGGCCCUGCCCUUUGCGUGGUCCCUGGUCAAGACGUGGCAGAAGCUGGCGCCCAUCAAUCGCGCCUAUCCGGCCAGCCCCGAGAUGGCGCUCGGGCUUGCAGGCGCUGCAGUCUCGGUUGGCCAGCCCCUGUUGGCUGCCCUGGUCCUCGUCACGUUUGAUGCGAUGCUUCGGACCAAGGAGCUGCGUGAUCUUACAUAUGAUGAUAUCACGUUCGCCGAGGGCGGCGUCAUACUGCGCCUGUCGGAGACGAAGAUGGGCGUCAGGACCGGCAAUGUGCAGUUCGUCGUGGUGCGAACGCCCGCCGCAGUCAACUUGCUGCGGGUUGCUGCGGAGCGCGCCCAGCCGACGGACCACCUGUGCCCGUACACGUACGUGCAGCUCCAGCGGCUCCUGAAGUCGCUCCUCGCUGUCGCCUCGAUCCCGCCUGCGCGCUGGUCCUGGUACAGCUUCAGGCGAGGAGGCGCCUGCCAUGACUUUCUCUUGGGCGCCAAUCUCGAGCGCACAAUGCAGCGUGGGAGAUGGAGUGCCGUGACUUCUGCACGUGUGUAUAUCGAGGAGGCUGUCGCCGACCUUGUAGAUGUCUCAAUGAGCCAGCUCUCGAAAGAUAUAUUGAGUCAGCUUGGCCUAAUGCUACUGAAUUCCGGCUAUAGCCAGUAA